Messenger RNA from Labeo rohita (rohu), 1644 nucleotides. It is a transcript of the gene twist3, whose product is annotated as twist3. Lineage: Eukaryota; Metazoa; Chordata; Actinopteri; Cypriniformes; Cyprinidae. The transcript is spliced from 2 exons. Gene Ontology annotation, molecular function: DNA-binding transcription factor activity, RNA polymerase II-specific; protein dimerization activity; RNA polymerase II transcription regulatory region sequence-specific DNA binding. The record is from RefSeq and is a predicted model, not a curated record. The coding region runs from base 226 to 834 and encodes 202 amino acids. Gene Ontology annotation, biological process: regulation of transcription by RNA polymerase II; developmental process.
UCAAGAACUGACCCACAGCUACAUGACACACUGAGGAGACAAGAGUUUGUUACGAACCCAGAUGUAUGGCCGCAUAAUCUGGCACCUUCUUAAGUCUGGAAAAAAGCCCCACCUUGCUUUGAUUUGUUUUGCUUUCCCUUAAAACUGCUCUCAGUUCAAGACAGGCCACAAACGAAGACGCAAAAUAGGAUAGAAGCACGGGAUUGACAAGGACGACCGAGCGUCAUGCGAGAGGAACAGUCUUGUGGCGACUUUCCCGAGGGUGGGGUCCUACCCAGUGAAGAGGAGCAAGAACGCCGCCCUAACAAGUGCCCCGUCGUUGUUGCACCACCGACGGGCGCUCGGAAGCGGCUGACAGGUCCCAAGAAAGAACCCCUAACGCAGGACGACAAGACCUCACUGGAGGGCCCGUCGACGCUCGCUCCCUCUUGCCCCAAACGACCCAAGAGGAAUUCUCCUUCUUCCUCGUCAUCCUCUUCGGCCUCCCUAGUGCCCGCCGUGAGCACGGUGUCACCUGUGCCUGGACAACCGUUCGAGGACCUCCACACGCAACGGGUGAUCGCUAACGUCCGGGAGCGGCAGCGCACGCAGUCCCUAAAUGACGCUUUCGCCUCGCUGAGGAAGAUCAUCCCUACUUUGCCUUCGGACAAACUGAGCAAGAUUCAAAUCCUCAAACUGGCUUCGAGAUACAUCGACUUUCUCUACCAGGUUCUCCAAAGCGAUGAGAUGGAUGCCAAGCUGGCCAGUUGUAACUACCUGGCCCACGAAAGGCUGAGCUACGCCUUCUCCGUAUGGAGGAUGGAGGGCGCUUGGUCCAUGUCCGCCACUCACUAGAUAUUCGCCCGUUCCUGAUCCUACCUGCCCCAAGAAACUCCAACCAGCCCCUGAACUCUAUCCCUGCAUUGCGCCCGAGAGAAACUGACUCUGAUUAUUAAAUCUUUCGCUGUUUGUCUACUAGCUACGGCUUCAACUUCACCAGCACCCGCCAUUUGACUCCUACCGCCAUGACCUGACCCUGCCUAAAGCUGACCUCUGACCUUCCAUCUUUUCACUUUUCUCAGAGCAGACCUCUACAGUUUCCCACUAUCCCAGAGGACAUCAUGCUUCAACUACAAGCCAACAAUCUUUCUCUUCUCCUAAUGGAGCGAUGCAACAAAUGCACAAAAACGACCCUCCGCCAUCUAAAGGAACUGACACCAGAGGUGUCUAAACUGACAUUUCCACACAACUCUGAAUCAAACUCUGGAAAUGACUCUGACUGAGUGGCAGAGUGCUGAUCUGAGAUCAGCGUUCGUUGACUUUGACUAUGUAUGGACACACAGAGGCAGACAUUGACUGUCAUAAGGACUCUACAUGUAUAGCUAACCUUAGCCUGAUGGAAAAAUGCUACGUAGACGCACUAUAUUCCCCCAUAUACAGAUGUGAUCAGAGUUGUUGCGCUUGUCAUGUAUGCUGUAUAUUAGCCAACAUGCUUCUGUGACAGUGUAACAAUCGUGUCAUGGUAUAUACCAUAUCCGUCUAAAUGUAUAAAGGUUGUUACGCUUUUUAAAAAAAUAAAGCUGUUGAUUAUGCAAUAUGAUGACUUGGUGAAUAGCAAAUGUAUCAAGGUAGAUAAUUUAAUGGCUUUCUUCAGUCGCAAAGAAA